This is a messenger RNA of Closterium sp. NIES-65, 519 nucleotides long. Lineage: Eukaryota; Viridiplantae; Streptophyta; Zygnematophyceae; Desmidiales; Closteriaceae. The record is from the annotation of a GenBank genome assembly.
AUGUCAUGCGUGUCGGGCACCGCUGCAAAGGACGCAUCAAGGCCCACCGAGAAGAGCGAUGGAUCGCUGGCCGCUUCAUCCUCGUGGAACGAUGCGAUCUGCCAUGGGAGCGGUGGCAGCAAGAGGGAAGAAGGCAUGAAGAGGUUCGCUUUGAGACGUCUCAAGAAUGGUCGCCGGCCACUGCAUCCUCGUGAAAAGCUGCGAUCUGCCAUGGGGGCAAAGCCAAGGGCGCCAAGCCAAGAGAGCUGUGGGAGUGAUGGCAAUGAGUGGGAAGAGGGGAUGCAUGGGUUAGGGGAUGUGAUGAGUGGGUGGCAACAACUAGGGGAUGUGAUGAGUGGGUGGCAACAACUAGGGGAUGUGAUGAGUGGGUGGCAACAACUAGGGGAAGCACGUGAGGUCAAGGAGGACCAACCCCACGCGCAAGCAGAGGACCAACCCCACGCGCAAGCAGAGGACCAACCCCACGCGCAAGCAGAGGACCAACCCCACGCGCAAGCAGAGGACCAACCCCACCCCUAA